CGGUCGUUAUGUCGAUUGUCUAGACAAACUAUUGGUCUUAUUAUCUGGUUAUUGGAGUCACACGGCGUCUACUAUCAAAACUCUUCACAGAUACUUGCCAAAAAUAUAUGGAUUUUAUAAAUGGAUUUGUGUCCAAGAUUAUAGCUCUUUUCGCCCUAAAACAUUAUCUGUUGGAUUACAGUUGACCAAUACGACGUGGUUUUAUAUUUUAAUAGUUUUAGAGGCAGGGGAAAUUAUUUUUGUUGUUACUAAAUAAAAUAGUAUGUUGCUGUGCUAAUAAAUACAUUAAUUAAAUGAACCGUGCAAUAUUAAUAUGUUUACUGCAUGUAUUAGUAUCAUUACAUCAAUGUUGGUCAGAUAAUAUAGUUGUCAGUACCUAUAAUUUAUGGAAUGUUAUGUUUAACUGGGAAACGAGGAAAUACCACAUUGCUCAUUUGAUUCGGGAAACCGAUUCUGACAUCAUUGCCUUUCAAGAAGUUAGAAUAGAUAGAAAUGAAAAGCAUUCUCAAAUCUCAGAACUGCAGAAGUUGCUGCCAGAAUACAGUUGGUCUGUUUGGAGGUCGGCCCAGGCCUCAAAGAUAAUGGGUGCCAUCUGGACAGGAUGGGAGAAAGAGGGAAUUGGUGUUUUAAGUAGAAAACCAAUUGUCAAUACCAGUGUUCAUUAUCUGCUUCACCAUGGUGGGCCAGACACCAACAAACGGAUUUUUCUUCACAUCGCCAUUGGCAUAGUUGGUCGAAUCAUCAAUCUAAUGGUUGUUCAUUUGUCCUAUGACAGAAAACAGCAGUGUAGAAAUGCAGCAGAUAUCUUUCAAUAUAUUUCAUCCAGAAAACUAACUGAUGUAGUUAUUAUAGGAGACAUGAACAUCUACAAUGAUUAUGGGUGGCCAUUAAGAAUUUUUACAGACAGGAAGAUCAAAGGAAAUAACCCAUGUUCACCAUAUACACAAAAACUGGAAAAACAUAACUUCACUUUGUUUUAUGAUUCCUGGGAAACUGGAAACAAUACUGGGAAGGGACUCACUUUUAGCAAUAUGCCAACACCUGGAUAUGAAAGUCGUCCGGAUAGAAUUUUAGUUUCAUAUUCUAUUGACACAGUUAAUAGAAAGCUCGAUGGAAACGGAACAAUGUACAAGCUAAAAUACUCCAGUGCGAUCCAUUUUAAUAGAAUAAAGUCUGUGAUUAGGAACUCCUAUUAUACUUUCAAAGGAAUGUUGGGGUACUCCUGCCUGCACGACUGUGGCCCAAGAGGUUCGUGCCGUUGUGGUAUUUGUGUCAAGGGAGGUAAUUCAAACAACUGUGAGCUGCCAAGCUGCACUGAAUGUGACCGUAUUGUAUUUGUGAAAAUUGUACUUUACAUAUUCACAAAUUUGUUAAUAUUGGCAUUGACAGUGUUUGCAGCACUGCAAGUGUUAAUAGUCUCAGCAAAGUUUAAUCCAGAGACCUUUUUUUCCAUUUUGGGCUUCACAUGUUGCCUUUUUAACCCCAAGUUAUAUAGCUGCAAGAGGUUGGCAAGUCGACAUAGACUGUUUAGAUUGUUCAACAUUCCACCCAUGUUCCUGUUCAUUAUAUGUAUGAUUAGUCUAGUUGUUAUGAUUAUGUUACAUAAAAGAAUAUUUCCUGCAAGUUUUGCAUCCAUAAAUGGAAUCAUGGAGGAGGAGUUUUAUCCAUCAGAUCAUCUAAUGUACUCUGUCCAUCUUAGAAUGAAGCCAUUGUGAUACAAAUUAAAUAUUUAUACCAAGAUUGGAAUUAUUGACAAAACAAAAACACUAAAAAGUUUAGCUGGAUCAAGGUAUAGUUUGUGUGUGAGACAGUAUGAAAGAAAACAAGAAGCUGGAUAUAUUUAAUAAAAAGAAAAACUGAUGUUCAUUUACUGUUUGCAUUUUCAAUGGUUUAUUGUUAAUUUGAGAAAAAAAAGAGGAAUUGUAGAAAUUAAUUUUAGAUGUUCUCAAAAUGUUUUAAUCGUUGUGCCAUGGCACAUACUAAGCUAUGAUACACUUGAGAUGUGUUAUAUUUCUACUUUUAUAUAUGCGUAAAUUUGUAUUAAUGUUUAUAAUACUUUUAUAUGUAUCUUUGUGCUUUUAAAUUCUUAGAUAUAUGUUACUUGCAUUUUAUUUGUUACAAAAAUUUAAAAACAUUAGGGAAGGAUAUUUAUUUAUUUUCAUGUUGAAUAAGAAGUGGAGUAUACAGGCAUCGAAAUAAGUCGAGAACGGUCGUUACCACAUGUAAGAAAAGUCUAGAACAGUGUUUCGUUCUCGAUAAAAAUUUCAACGGUAGUUUCGUUUCCAAACGUAAACCAGGCAAUGCAUUCCAGACUUCCGUGUUUCAUUUUCUCGUAAGGAAUUGCAUCGAUGUUUGCGUGCACUUGUGCAUUUGCAAGCAAUUAUAGUCACUCCGCGUUUAAGCAGCGUUCACUGGAUGAAUUUACUUCCGCGUUUCGUUUUCUAAUACGAAAUUGCACCGAUAUUCGUGCACACUUGUGCAAUUGCAAAUAAUUUCGGUAAUCCGCGUUUAAGCAGCACCCACCAGAUAAAUUCACUUCCAGAUUUCGUUUCUCGUACCGAUAUUCACGCGCACCGAUACAAUUUCAGAACGUCCGCGUUAAAAGUAGUAGCAACAUGAAUUCAAUUCUAACUUUCAUAUAGUUGUGGUAACCUAUGGGUUACCAGGCUAUAUUUUGUGGUAACCUGUAAAUGGCUUACCAGACACAAUGCUUAUUUCGAUGCCUGAGUAUAGCAACUAAAAUGUGGUGCAAUUUUAUGAGAAAUUUUGGAACUGUAAUAGAAAUAACAGUUUUUGUAUGGUGAUGUCCUUGGCAGCCGUUUUAGCUUUUUUCAGUUUUAGCAGCUGGUACUAGUCCAGGACUAGGAGUAGAUACAUCCAUCAAUGAUCAUAUUUUUAACAGUGGAGCAUGUGUCAUCAAGAUUUGUGUCGGCCUACUACAACAAUUUCCAACCAAUAUACUGCUUAAAAUGGUCAAAUAAAACACUAAAAAUUUAA
Molecule: messenger RNA, 2997 nt
Organism: Gigantopelta aegis
Lineage: Eukaryota; Metazoa; Mollusca; Gastropoda; Neomphalida; Peltospiridae
Exons: 5
Coding region: 294-1715 (473 amino acids)
Biological process (GO): GPI anchor biosynthetic process
Cellular component (GO): endoplasmic reticulum
Molecular function (GO): catalytic activity
Source: RefSeq, a predicted model, not a curated record